Molecule: messenger RNA, 837 nt
Organism: Penicillium canariense
Lineage: Eukaryota; Fungi; Ascomycota; Eurotiomycetes; Eurotiales; Aspergillaceae
Product: putative extracellular SCP domain protein Pry1
Exons: 2
Coding region: 1-837 (278 amino acids)
Cellular component (GO): extracellular region
Source: RefSeq, a predicted model, not a curated record
AUGGCUACCAUCUCUCGCUGCAGCUUGCUUGUUUUACUACUCGUGAUCAUCGACAGCUUGAUCAUGACUGUGGGGGCCCAGAAGACGGUAGUCAUAACCGUCCAAACCACUGUGGACGCCGUCACAUCCACCGUCCAAGUAACGCCCACGAUUCCUAGCCCCGCCUCAUAUACCUCCCUCAGUGACUUCAGAGAUACCGUCCUCCAGGUCAGCAACAAAUACCGAAGCGCACACGACGCCGAGCCAUUGGUCUGGAAUGACACAUUGGCCCAAUAUUCCCGAAAAUGGGCGGAAGCUUGCAUCUGGAAACACUCGGACGGCCCCUACGGUGAAAACAUAGCCUUUGGCUACCCCAAUGCUUCUUCCGCGGUCGCAGCAUGGGGUGAUGAGGAAAAAUAUUAUAAUUUUGACAAGCCGACGGGGUUUACCGAGAAGACCGGCCAUUUCACUCAGCUCGUGUGGAAAUCUACAACCGAAGCCGGAUGCGCUGCGAUAAAUUGUGGAUAUACUGAAGACAACCACAAGAUCCGCAGAGAUACAGGAGACACAAAUGAGGGCCGAGUUGUUUCGAGAGAGGCGGAUGGCAGCAUGCGAGCGCAGGGCUGGUAUGUGGUGUGCGAGUACACGCCAGCAGGCAAUGUCGUCGGCAGUCACAACGAAUACUUCAAGCGGAAUGUCAAGCCGAACACCAAGGCAUCAAACCAGGCCACGUCAACUACCACGUCAAAGAGCCAACCGACAGGUGGCGCGACGAUCAAGACGGGAAUGAGUUCCACGGUGUGGAUAAUGCUGCUGGCGCUGGGGACAGUCGCCAUUGGGAUGGGCCUGUAUACAUAG